This is a messenger RNA of Rotaria sp. Silwood1, 300 nucleotides long. The record is from the annotation of a GenBank genome assembly. Lineage: Eukaryota; Metazoa; Rotifera; Eurotatoria; Philodinida; Philodinidae.
AUGAUUGAUUAUACACAAGAAGCAUGUGGUCAAUUACAAUCUUAUUGUGAUUUAAUAUAUCAUCAUGAAUUAUAUGUUGAACAUUUUAUAUCAAUAACAACACAUUAUCAAUUAUUAUUAUUAUUUUUAUUUGAACAAAAUGAUACAUGUACAUAUAUACAUAAUUUAUUUGAUCUUAUACAUCAUACAUCAGGUGCAAGUCACUUAUUCGUUUGUGAAGGAAUACAUUUAGAUGAAAGUGGUCUUCUAUUAGUUUUAUUAAUUGAACAAUUCUUUCCAUUACCAUAUAUAUCUGUAUGA